AUGGCGGCUACCAGAGUGAUAGUGUCCGCAAGCAGCACUGUCACCACUUCCUUGUUGAAGAAAACCCCAUUGCGAGCACCCACUCCCAGUUUCAGCCUCUGCUUCAACUAUGGUAAAAAUGGGCAUGUCCUUCAAAAGCGCCGCCUUUUUACUUGCAAGUCUAUAUACAACCCACAAGUUCAGAUCAAAGAAGAUGGCCAGCCUGAAACCCUUGACUACAGAGUGUUUUUCCUUGAUAAUUCUGGCAAAAAGAUAUCUCCUUGGCACGAUAUUCCUUUACACCUAGGUGAUGGUGCUUUCAACUUUAUUGUUGAAAUUCCAAAAGAAUCAAGUGCAAAGAUGGAGGUUGCCACUGAUGAGCAGUUUACCCCCAUAAAACAAGAUACAAAGAAGGGAAAGCUUCGAUACUAUCCGUACAACAUUAAUUGGAAUUAUGGUUUACUUCCACAAACAUGGGAGGACCCGUCAUUUGCAAAUGCCGAUGUAGAGGGAGCAUUUGGAGAUAAUGAUCCUGUUGAUGUUGUUGAGAUUGGAGAUAGGCGUGCUAAUAUCGGCGAGGUCUUAAAAGUGAAGCCUUUAGGUGCUUUGGCAAUGAUUGAUGAAGGUGAGCUUGACUGGAAAAUUGUUGCGAUCUCACUGGAUGAUCCAAGAGCUUCACUUGUCAAUGAUGUGGAUGACGUUGAGAAGCAUUUCCCGGGCACUCUUACUGCAAUAAGGGACUGGUUCAGAGACUACAAAAUCCCUGAUGGGAAACCUGCUAACAAGUUUGGUCUUGGAAAUAAAGCUGCAAAUAAGGAAUAUGCACUUAAAGUCAUCACUGAAACCAAUGAAGCUUGGUCUAAUCUUGUGAAAAGAUCGAUCCCAGCUGGCGAGCUCUCACUCGUCUAA
This is a messenger RNA of Oldenlandia corymbosa var. corymbosa, 888 nucleotides long. NCBI's taxonomy places the organism in Eukaryota, Viridiplantae, Streptophyta, Magnoliopsida, Gentianales, Rubiaceae. The record is from the annotation of a GenBank genome assembly.